Bipolaris maydis ATCC 48331 is the source of this 267-nucleotide messenger RNA. RefSeq lists its product as uncharacterized. The record is from RefSeq and is a predicted model, not a curated record. Gene Ontology annotation, biological process: mitochondrial respiratory chain complex IV assembly. Lineage: Eukaryota; Fungi; Ascomycota; Dothideomycetes; Pleosporales; Pleosporaceae. Gene Ontology annotation, cellular component: mitochondrial inner membrane.
AUGGGAUACAAGCCAUUCCGCUCAACCUACUACGAUGACCGCAUGCGCGCCUCGCCCGCCCUGCUGCGAGCCCGCGCGCCCUACCUGAUCAAGAACACCAUCACCGGCUUCGCAAUCUGCUCGCUUGUCAUUGGCAUAUACACGUACACCAUCAAUGCCAUCUCUCAGGACGAGUUCGAGGAUGUCAUUGUGCCAGACAAGCCGCUGGACAGAUCCGCUCAGCCUACCACCCAAGCCCUUCAGCAGGCCAUGGACGCACGCAAGUAA